GUUUGUAUCCUCCAGUCUGUCACACUCAGCGGCACCAGUAGCUUCCCUCUCCCCGCUGCGUUCACACUUCUAUCCGGCUCUCGUCUCCUCGAAUCACCGCUGCUACCUCUCCCGGCAUGGAGCAGGAGGGGCGCUUUAUUCUUGUCCCCAUGCGCCCUUUUACCAGCUAGGUCGGGCUACUACAACCACGUCCAGCCUCAGGACACGAUCCGGGCUGAGUUUUGUGUGUUAGAUUCACAGAAGAAGCAGUGACAACCCUCUCCAGCGCGAACCGGGGUCGCAGAGACGCUACAGACAGCAGCAGUGGGAAGAAGCCGUUUCAGGAUACCGUGCGUUUUGGCGUGCGCCCUCCAUCAUGGCGAGUGAUUCUCCGGCUCGCAGUCUGGAUGAAAUUGACCUCUCCGCUUUAAGAGAUCCUGCUGGCAUUUUCGAGCUGGUCGAGCUGGUAGGAAAUGGCACAUAUGGACAAGUGUACAAGGGCCGCCAUGUCAAGACGGGGCAGCUGGCCGCCAUCAAGGUCAUGGACGUCACAGGGGAGGAGGAAGAGGAGAUUAAAGCUGAGAUUAACAUGCUGAAGAAGUACAGUCACCAUAGAAACAUUGCUACAUAUUAUGGAGCCUUCAUCAAGAAGAAUCCUCCAGGGAUGGAUGACCAGCUAUGGCUGGUGAUGGAGUUCUGUGGAGCAGGCUCAGUCACAGACCUGAUCAAAAACACCAAAGGAAACAGUCUGAAAGAGGAGUGGACCGCCUACAUCUGCAGAGAGAUCCUUCGGGGUCUGACUCAUCUGCACCAUCACAAAGUCAUCCAUCGAGACAUCAAGGGCCAGAAUGUGCUGCUGACGGAAAACGCUGAGGUCAAACUAGUUGACUUUGGCGUUUCGGCACAACUGGACCGCACAGUGGGGAGGAGGAACACUUUUAUAGGGACGCCAUAUUGGAUGGCUCCAGAGGUCAUAGCCUGUGACGAGAAUCCAGAUGCCACAUAUGACUUCAAGAGUGAUUUAUGGUCUCUGGGGAUCACUGCAUUGGAGAUGGCAGAAGGAGCUCCACCACUGUGUGAAUUACAUCCAAUGAGAGCCCUCUUCCUCAUCCCACGAAACCCCGCCCCCAGACUCAAGUCAAAGAAGUGGUCAAAGAAGUUCCAUUCGUUUAUAGAGCACUGUUUGGUGAAGAACCACACCCAGAGGCCCAGCACCGAGCAGCUCCUGAAGCACCCGUUUAUCAAGGACCUGCCCAAUGAGAGGCACAUCCGCAUCCAGCUCAAGGACCACAUCGACCGCACCAAGAAGAAGAGAGGGGAGAGAGAUGAAACAGAAUACGAAUACAGCGGUAGUGAAGAAGAAGAUGAAGACAGAGAUAUGGGAGAACCAAGCUCCAUCAUCAAUAUCCCCGGUGAGUCGACCCUGAGGCGGGAUUUCCUGCGCCUACAGCUGGCCAAUAAGAGAUCAGAGGCCCAGAGACGACAGCAGCUAGAACAACAGCAAAAUGAAGAGCACAAGAGACUACUGCUGGCCGAGAGGCAGAAACGCAUAGAGGAGCAGAAGGAGCAGAGGAGGAGGCUGGAAGAGCAACAACAGCGAGAGCGCGGGCUGCGAAAACAACAGGAGAGAGAACAGAAGAGACGAUUAGAAGAACUGGAGCAGCUCCGUCGAGAGGAGGAGAGGAGGCACGCCGAGAGAGAGCAGGAGUACAAGCGUAAGCAGAUCGAGGAGCAGCGUCAGGCCGAGCGUCUGCAGAGGCAGCUGCAGCAGGAGAGGGCCUACCUCGUGUCACUACAGCAGCAACAACAACAACAACAACAGGAAGGGAGACAGGUGGACAAGAGACAGCUUUACCACUACAAGGAUGUGCCCAACCCUAAUGACAAGCCCGCCUGGGCCAAAGAGGUCCAGAAACCACAGCUUGGUAACCCUCCCCACUCCAAGCUUCAGCAUCACCACUCCUUCGACCAGCCUCCUCCUCAAUCUGCACCACAGGGGCAUGCCCCGAGGCGCAGAGCCUCCGAGGGCCCAUGGCCCAUCCCCAGUAUCCACAUAUCAACAGAGGCCUUAGACUCAGGGCUAAAGCAGGAGAUCAGCCAGCAGCUCAAACAGUUAAGAGCCCAAAGAGUCAAUCAGAAGGAGCAGAGCCCAGGGCACACAGAGGAGCCACACAAGCCCCCAGGACAGAGGCACAAUAAGGGACCCAGUAAGAACCAGAGAGAGCACCCUAAACGGGGCUCUGCAGAGCCCCCCAGCAGAGACAAGCCCAGAGACAGGCCUGUGUCUGCCCCUGAGGGCCCCAAGAGCCCUGGACCCUCCUCCAAACCUGCUCCCGCUCAGGUCAAACUGGUGGAGGAGAGAUCUAAGCUGAACAGACAGAGCUCUCCAGCCGUGCAGCACAAAGCGUCCCACCGUAUCUCCGACCCCUCCCUCCCUCCCCGCUCCGAGUCCUUCAGCAGCACCCCUCCCGUACAACGCCCCCUAGAGCCUCAGAUGGCUCACCUAGUCCCAGUGAAGACCCACUCCAGCUCCAUGUCCGGGUCCCAGUCUCUUCAGGAUCAGACCGGAUCAGCUCUGAACGAGGGCAUUGGCGAACGGGGCUCUGCGAGACCUGAAAUUCCUCGCCAAAACUCCGACCCCACCUCAGAUACGCCCGCCGCCGCUGCCGUGCCCGUACGAGACCGCGAGAGAGAGCGGGAACGUGAUCGGGACAGGACAGCCUGGCUCAGAGAUGAGGACAUGCCACCCAAGGUUCCUCAGAGGACCACCUCCAUCUCUCCAGCUCUGGUCCGGAAGAACUCUCCUAAUGGAGGCGUGGGAUCUCGAGGAGGCUCUCAGCUCAUACGGGCCAGUAACCCAGACCUUCGGCGAUCAGAGCUGUCUUUAGACGCCAUAUUACAAAGGACUUCCUCCAACUCCUCCUCCUCUUCCUCACCUUCAUCUCAGGGAGGCUCAGGCGAGAGAAGAGGUCAAAGAAAGCAGGAAGGAUCUCCCCCAGCAGCCAAUCAGGAACCUAAGCCGAAACCCGAGGAAGGGCGGGACUCGAGUCGACCCAGCAGACCAGCAGAUUUAAGUGCUUUGGCGAAGGAACUGCGGGAGUUGAGAGUUGAAGAGGGCACCAGGCCUCCUGUCAAAGUGACAGACUACUCGUCCUCCAGUGAAGACUCUGAGAGCAGUGACGAAGACGGCGAGACAGUCGGCCAUGACGGGACUGUUGCCGUUAGCGACAUACCCCGAAUCAUGCCGGUGGUGAAGACCAGUGGUGAGUCUCGCGGCGGGAUGACGGAGGACGCGCUCGGAGACGCCUACAACAGCUCCAAGGACAGCACUCUGGUGAUGAGAGAGGCAGAGGAGAGGAGGAGAGGAGCUCACAUGGAGAGUAAUGGUUUUGGGAAUCACAGUAACCAUGGUAACCUCCCUGACCUGGUGCAGCAGAGUAACUCCCCAUCAGCCACACCCACCAGCGCCCUGCAAGAGCUGGGAGACAUGGCAGAGUUUGGUUUGAGUGGAUCCAAAUCCUCUUUUACGCCGUUUGUCGACCCUCGUGUUUAUCAGACCUCCCCCACUGAUGGAGACAGUGAUUCUGCAGCUGCCAUGUUUGCUAACGAAUUACUGAGACAAGAACAAGCCAGACUCAACGAAGCCAGGAAGAUUUCUGUUGUCAACGUCAACCCAACCAACAUCCGACCUCACAGCGACACACCUGAAAUCCGAAAGUAUAAAAAGCGCUUCAACUCUGAGAUCCUGUGUGCUGCUUUAUGGGGGGUAAAUCUGCUCGUGGGAACGGAGAAUGGGCUGAUGCUGCUUGAUCGGAGUGGACAAGGGAAAGUAUACAAUCUGAUCACCAGGAGGCGCUUUCUUCAGAUGGAUGUGCUAGAAGGGCUCAAUGUGCUGGUUACUAUAUCUGGGAAAAAGAACAAGCUGCGUGUUUACUAUUUGUCCUGGCUGAGGAAUAGAAUAUUACACAAUGAUCCAGAAGUGGAGAAGAAGCAGGGAUGGGUCACAGUGGGAGAGCUGGAGGGAUGUGUCCAUUACAAAGUUGUGAAAUAUGAGAGAAUCAAGUUCCUGGUGAUUGCUUUGAAGAACGCAGUGGAAAUCUAUGCCUGGGCCCCCAAACCAUACCACAAGUUUAUGGCCUUUAAGUCCUUUGCCGAGCUGCAGCAUCGCCCCCUGCUGGUUGACCUCACAGUGGAGGAGGGUCAAAGAUUAAAGGUCAUCUAUGGUUCCACUGUUGGCUUCCAUGUGAUUGAUGUGGACUCUGGUAACCCCUAUGACAUCUACAUCCCCUCUCAUAUCCAAAACCAGGUGACGCCCCAUGCCAUCGUGGUGCUCCCUAAGACUGAUGGGAUGGAGAUGCUGCUUUGUUAUGAGGACGAGGGGGUGUACGUGAACACCUAUGGGAGAAUCACCAAGGACGUGGUGCUGCAGUGGGGAGAGAUGCCUACCUCUGUUGCCUACAUUCACUCGAAUCAGAUCAUGGGCUGGGGGGAGAAAGCCAUAGAGAUCCGCUCAGUGGAGACGGGACAUUUGGACGGAGUCUUCAUGCACAAGAGAGCUCAGAGACUCAAGUUCCUCUGUGAAAGGAACGACAAGGUUUUCUUUGCCUCAGUGCGCUCGGGCGGUAGCAGCCAGGUGUUCUUCAUGACUCUGAACAGAAGCUCCAUGAUGAACUGGUGAUGACUCCACCCACUUUCACUCUGCCUCACUCCCAUUGGUCGACCCAGCCCACCUCGACACACCUCACCCAGAUUACCCACAAGGCCAAGCAUAAACUCAGAAAAAGACUAAAAAAAAUAACCCAAAAGCAAAAACUCAAUGCUGUACGAGAGAGUUAUGCUAACCUGGAUUAACAAAGAAGCCAUUUUACUUGACUGGAGCGUUGCCAUCGUCUUUACAAAUAAAAUCUCCUUUUUCCAAAUUUUUUUCGCACUUUCGAAGUAAAUUGUAAAUCCACUGUCUAGAUUCUUGAUUGUCAAACUUUUCACGUGAUUUUCUGGAUGAAUCAUUAUAAUUUUCAAGUCUCAACUCAACUUUACCUCUGGGGCUGAUGGGAGAAAAAUGAAUCCUUUUUCAUAUACAACUCAAAAGAAGCAACUAUUCAGUACAGGGGUCACGACUUUAGUUCUACCCCAAGUUACAAUCCUCCUCACCAUUUCCAGCUGUUUUAGGCUCUACGUAACCAUGGAUACUGCUUCUAGUGAUGCAAUUGGGACAUUGUAGUAGGGGUUGUGUCGGUAUGCAAAAAUAUGUCCUUUUACGAAAUGUUACGUUCACUCAAUCCUCUAUUUCCUCAACUUUUUUUCUUCUUCACUUUCUUAUCUCUCAAGGUGCUGCAUCAGAUAUACUGUAAUUUCCCUGUUUGUUAGGUACCACUUUACUUUUGUUUAAAGUCUUUGAUGCUUGACAAGUUGUAUAGCACAUGUGUAGGUUAAAAUUGUCUGUCUAUGUAUGAAAGUGUGUGUGUGUGUGUGUAGAUAUGUGCGUUUUGGCUUGCAUUUUGAAAUCAAGCUGAAAUCGGUGUGCAAACCUGCUGAGAAAAUGCAGAAAAAGUAACUAUUUUCAGAAAACAAUGGGUGAAAUGUGGAUCAAGUGGCCGGAUAAAUCAAUCAGUGUUGUUGGAUUAUUUUGUGAGAUGUUCCCAAACUCUUGUAGGGAAAAACAAAGGAUAUAUUGAUGCAGAAACUGCAUAGAAUGAAUGAAGACCUCUGCUAAGGCCUUGACCCUAUCUCGCAAUGGUAAAGUCAAAGUGCCCUGAACGCAAACUCAAAAAUGUUUAGUUCAGUGGUAAUAGCUUUUCUAACAUAACAAAACACAUUUAGAAUAAAACAGUGAGAAGAAUUAA
Messenger RNA from Boleophthalmus pectinirostris (great blue-spotted mudskipper), 5822 nucleotides. It is a transcript of the gene tnika, whose product is annotated as TRAF2 and NCK interacting kinase a. The record is from RefSeq and is a predicted model, not a curated record. Gene Ontology annotation, molecular function: ATP binding; protein kinase activity. The transcript has 33 exons. Gene Ontology annotation, biological process: protein phosphorylation. Bases 356 to 4657 code for a protein of 1433 amino acids. NCBI's taxonomy places the organism in Eukaryota, Metazoa, Chordata, Actinopteri, Gobiiformes, Gobiidae.